AUGUUAUCUAAAACAAGGCAUUUUACGCCUUCCGUGCUGCGCCAUCCCCAUUUUUUUUCAUACAAGAAUCGAUACAAUUCUCAAUUUCCUGUUAUCCCUCCUCUUCCUCCUGGUUUCCUUUCGGUGGUCCUUGGUUUCCGACACGACGCGGUUUCUAGCUAAGUUCCAAAAAUGAUGUCCAGUCUAAUAGCAGUGUUUUCUUGUGCAUGUUUUUUUUCUGUCUUCUAUGCCCAGCGUCCAUUCCACUGUAGCCACGGAGAGGUCCUUCACGUCAAGUUCAUGUACCAGUGUCCAGUGUCCAGUGCCGUUUUGCUUUUAAGCACAAGUACUUUUUUAAACCCUACGCAGUUAUCUGCUAGUGUCCAGUGUCCCGUCCCGUCUUGCUUUUUAGCACAAGUACUUUUCAAGCCUUCCGCUGCUGUUUACUAGUUUCUAGUUCUGUUUAGCUGUUAACCACCAUUCUUUUGAUGGUGCCUUCAUACCAUGUAUGGUCCACUGAGUGUGUUCAAAGUAUGCUUAUGGAGAGGUGUACCGAGAACCAGCUCAGUAUUUUACACCCUUCGCAGUUAACAGCUAGGACGUUGGAUAUUGGCUCUCCAGAUUUUGUCCUUUGGGGCAUGUCAAGAUUGUCACAGAAAGGUGCAAAACUGGACAUGAGGGACGAACCCGAAGCAAAGUUAAGGUGCCUAAGUAAAUGCUAUGCUGUUCACUUGGGUGUCUCAGACACCUGUCCCGAGCAGUUUGGCAUUAAAGCAUUUCACCGAUACUUUGCCGUCAUGACGAACGAAUAUUUUAAUACAAUAUUCAGUACUGAGAUCUGUUUGAAUUUUUUUAUUUUCUUACAAGCAAGCAUUCUUGGUUUAGCCGAUCUUCUUUCACUUGACAACUCAUGCCUAAAAACAUAUAAAUACAAAGAUUUUCAAUUCAAAGAGCUUUUCCUUAUAGGGGGUUUCACCAGCUCUGGGUGCUUGACUGUUGGAUGUAUUAAUACUCAUAAAUAUAUUGCCCAUGCCCAAAUUCCCUACAAACUAUCGAACUAUUUUUUUUUGGAUGCCUGGAUGCUCAGUUUUCAUUUCUUGAAGAUUCGUCGCAGCCAAUCAUUUUUCGAAUUAAACUACCGCUACAUCCAACAGUCAAGCAUCCAAAGCUGUCUAUCUCAGACAAAUUCUGCUUGUACCAAGUACCUCUUCCAGUUUUUUGUUAUCGAUAAACUACCGCAUAAAAGCCUUAACUAUAACAGCACCGAUAUCAAUUAA
Phycomyces blakesleeanus NRRL 1555(-) is the source of this 1256-nucleotide messenger RNA. RefSeq lists its product as hypothetical. The record is from RefSeq and is a predicted model, not a curated record. NCBI's taxonomy places the organism in Eukaryota, Fungi, Mucoromycota, Mucoromycetes, Mucorales, Phycomycetaceae. Bases 468 to 1256 code for a protein of 262 amino acids. The transcript has 16 exons.